Molecule: messenger RNA, 1280 nt
Organism: Cooperia oncophora
Lineage: Eukaryota; Metazoa; Nematoda; Chromadorea; Rhabditida; Trichostrongylidae
Source: the annotation of a GenBank genome assembly
ACCGUGGAACCUGUGGACGAUGCAAAUAUGCAGAUUACUUGGCUAUUGAACGGAGUACCUAUGCCGAACUCGUCCCGAGUGAAGACGAUCAACGAUUUCGGUUGGGUAUAAUGGAUAUCAACCAAGUCGAACCACGAGACACUGGCGAAUGGACAUGUGUGGCGUCGAAUCCUGCCGGAGAAGCUCGAUGCAGUGCUCCGCUCAAUGUCACCAGCAGGGAAAAUAUCGUUCUCGACUCGUUGAAUCCGCAAUCACUUGACCGUAUCCGCGAGAUCGAAGCCGACAAACCAGCUGCACCCGAAGCACCUGCUCCAGUCUACCCAGCACCGAAAUUCACUGCUCCUCUUACAGUACAGGGAGCGCUCGAAGAGGCUGGCAGUGCUCAUCUUCAGGCUCAAUUCACACCAAUCGACGACCCGAACUUGAAGGUCGAAUGGCUUCGCGACGGACAUCCCAUCUUCCACUCCAACCGCUACCGUAUGGUGCACGAUUUCGGUUUUGCCAUUGUAAAUGAAGCCGGUGAAGACACCACAUCUGCACCGAUCAAGGUCGCGCCAAGCAGCGGUCUCAUCCUUCAUCCUCAGAACGAACAGAAGGCAAAGGCUGUCUCAGACCUUGAAGAAGUCCUGCACCGUAAACCAGAAGAAGCUGUUGUGGAAGUCAAGGAAGCAAUGCCGGUAUUCAUCGAACCGCUCUCAGCUCCAGUUGAGUGCGAUGAAGGUGAUCGAGCUCACUUCACGGCGAGAUACGAGCCGCUCAAUGACAAUAAACUACAGGUACAAUGGUUCCAUGACGGUCGUCCACUGAAGACUGGCUCUCGAGUGAAGACCAUCAACGAUUUCGGCUUUGUGGUCCUCGAGAUCAGCCCCGUCUAUCCAGAAGACAGUGGCGAAUAUUCAUGCCGCGCCAUGAACCUGGUGGGCGAAGCUGUGACCAGCACUCGACUCACGUGCAAUCCCAUAGAAAGAAUUAUACGCGAAUCACAACUACCAGGCAAAAUGGCAGAAGGAGCUCAAGCAAGAAUUGGUGAGAUCGAGGCACCACGGCCAGCUCCUGAAGAGAGACCUGAUGUCGACUACGGACCACCUAAAUUCACCACACCGCUCGCGUCUCCACCUGAACUUCUCGAAGGUCAAAUGGCUCAUCUCGAGGCGCAAGUCACUCCAGUUUUGGAUCCAACGUUGAAGAUCGAAUGGUUCCACGACGGCAAACCAAUGACGCAUUCAAACAGAAUGAAGGCAGUAAAUUCUAAACUUCAGAUGAUUCACGACUUCGGAUUC